AUGGCUAAAAAGGAAACUUUCCGCGAACGACAGGAAAACGAAUUGGAAGUAAUUAAGUCAAUUUUUCACGAUGAAGUGGAAGAUUUACGUCCUAAAGGCGGGAAAUGGAAGCCACUGGAGUUGAGGUUGCACCUCACACCGCAGAAAGGAUCUGCCAAGGAGGCGUACGUGAAGACAGACUUGCACGUAUGCUGCUCACCGAAAUAUCCAAAGUGUCCACCUAACAUAGAGCUGAACAAUGCCAUUGGACUUUCGGAUAGUUUGGUGCGUGAGCUAACCGAACAGCUGCAGCGGCUGGCAGAUGAGUUAAAAGGUGAGGUAAUGAUUUUCGAGCUGGCCAACAAUGUGCAAGCAUUCUUGCAUCAGCAUAAUCAUCCACCGAAGGGCAGCUUCUAUGAUGAGAUGUUGGCGAACCAACAGAAGCAAGCACUCGCUCGCCAGAACACGUUGCAAGCUGAGGAGAACCUGAAGCGCCAAGCGAUACAAGAUCAGCUACAGCGACGCAAAAAAGAGCUGGAACGCACAAGGCGCGAGUCUCGGCACAGCUUGAAUGAAACCAGUCCCAUGCACCGGCUACACUCCACUUCGUCCACGGAGAAUAGCGAAGGUGGGUUCUGUCUCGACCAUCGCCGCAGCGAGCUACUUUGCUUUCGCGAUGGAAGGAAAGUAUUACGCGGUAGCUGCUUGGGCCAUUCGCAGCGUGGUUGCAUCACGUAUUCGGGAAUUGAUCAACAAACGGGCGAACUAGUCUAUCUCACCGAAUGGACGCUUCACUUCGAUGACGAUUGUUCGAGCGAAAACAAAACGAUUCGAGGCCGCCCCGUAGAAUUGGUGGUGAGCGAUAUGGAGCGGAUGCUGGAAGGGUUAACUACCCUUAAACACAAACACCUGAUCGCGUACGAAGGAGUGCUUUGUCGCGUGGGCAAGGACGCGUUGGCGUUAUUUGUCGCACAAGAGUUCAUCCUUGGGACUAGUUUGUUCGGCAUAUCCGGUUCGCUUGGAUGGAGCAUCGAGGGCGUGAGCAUGGUGGCUAAAGGAACUCUGGAGGCACUGAUCUACCUACACAACAACGGCGUUUCUCAUGAUAACCUGUCCGAUUCAACUGUUUUCAUCGACAAUGCUGGGAUGGUGCGAGUGGCCGAUUAUCGUUUGAUACCUUGCAUCCAAGAACUACUGGAAGGUCACCAUCAGAUUCAUCCAUCGCUCCGCAGUCCAGAUUUGCCUGCAAUGGGUGGUUUGAUCGAGGCGCUUUUUGCGCCUCACUCGGAGAUGAGAGAUUUCGUCGAAAAAUGUAAAUCCGAGCGCACCAUUUCCGCCACCGAACUAGUUGAUCAUCCAUUUCUGCAUAACGAUCAUAAUGCCGUAGGCCAACAGCAGCCAACAGUGGCAUUUGCUCCAACACAGGCACCGUACUCGACUGUUCAAGUGGUGGCCCAUAGACCAGACCAUGGUCAACAACCGUACAUGCCUUUGGUCAUGAAUAGUUCGGUGGCAAGUCACGAAAAAUCGCGCAUUCAAAAAGAGUUUGAAAUGCUGUCGUACCUUGGGAAAGGUGCAUACGGCGAUGUACUUAAGGUACGGAAUAAGCUCGAUAAUCGUGAGUACGCAAUUAAGCGCAUACGCUUGCCGGCUCGAAGCAAGCAAUUUUACAAGAAAAUGACCCGUGAGGUGGAAUUAUUGUCACGCUUGAACCAUGAGAACGUUGUCCGUUACUACAACAGCUGGGUGGAAGCUAUCAGUCCUUCGGAGCUAACGAGUACGGACACUGAAGGAGAGAAUGCCGGCGUUAGCAGCUGUGAGUGGUCGGUGACAAGUGCGCCAAAGCGAAGGACUUCGCGUGCUCGUGGUGCAACGCCGGGCAUUAUGAAGAAUGGCGAUAAGAACACCGAUUGGUUGGUGGAUUUCAUGCCAAACGAUUCUAGUAGCGAUGAGGAGGAUGAUGAUGAUGAAGAUGAGGAUGAAACGCAUUGUCUCGAUGAAGAAAGCAGCACCAGCAGCAGUGGCUCGGUAGAAGAUCACAACAAGUGUCCUAACGACAGCAUCGAGGAUAGCUCCGGUGGCAUAGAGUUUGUUGGAUCGAAUGGCGAGGUAGCUUCGUACAAUAGUUACGGUGAUGGUGUGUCGGCUGUGGAAAAUGCUGCAGAUGGCGGGAAGAAAACACCAUCCCAUACAGCAAACAUUACCCCUGAGGUGCUGUACAUGUACAUCCAGAUGGAAUUCUGUGAGAAGAGUACGCUCCGGACUGCGAUCGAUGGUGGAUUGUUUCAGGAUGUGGACCGCGUGUGGCGAUUGUUUCGGGAAAUCGUGGAAGGCCUCAGCCACAUCCAUCAGCAGGGCAUGAUUCAUCGAGAUUUGAAACCGGUUAACAUUUUUCUUGACUCGCGGGAUCAGGUAAAGAUUGGUGAUUUUGGUCUCGCUACAACGAGUAUUCUGGCACUUCAAAAUCAAAGCCAUCAGAACGCUCCUCAGCUUGCCCACGCACAUCUUGUCCCGGCUAAUCCGACGCCAGGAAAAUCAUCCGACAUUGGAUAUUCGUUGACCGGUAAAGUUGGUACUGCUCUGUACGUGGCACCGGAGCUCACCGGAAAUGCGUCUCGCUCGACCUACAAUCAAAAGGUUGAUCUUUACUCGCUCGGUAUCAUUCUUUUCGAAAUGAGCUCACCGCCCCUGAAUACCGGCAUGGAGCGAGUCAAAACAUUGAUGGAUCUACGUUCGGACGCGAUUCGACUGCCAGAAUCUUUGCUCUCUGAUACACGAUAUGCACGACUGGUGCAAGUGAUCCGUUGGCUGCUGAAUCAUGAUCCGCCUAAACGUCCCACAGCGGAAGAGCUAUUGUCCUCGGAGCUAGUACCUCGGACGCGCCUGGAAGCCGAAGAAAUGCAAGACGUCAUACGACACAUACUUGCGAAUCCACAAUCGCGUCACUACAAGCAUUUGAUUGCACGAUGCUUCGCGCAGGAAAGUGAUGCUAUUUGCGAAUUGAGCUACCACUUUGACAUGGUGCCUAUGAUACCGAUUUUACCUCGGUUCGAUUACGUCAAGGCAAAGAUUAUUGCGCUUUUCCGUAAGCACGGUGCAAUUGAGGUCGUGACGCCUCUACUCACGCCAUAUACGAAGCAUCACGUGGCUCGAUUGAACACGGUCAAACUGAUGACACAUUCGGGUAGCGUGGUGACCCUACCAGACGAUUUAAGGCUACCCUUCUUGCGCCACGUCUCCCUGAAUGGCAUCAGAAACAUUCGCCGAUAUUCGAUUGGUCGCGUUUACCGGGAAAAGAAAGUAUUCAACUUCCACCCAAAACAGGUAUAUGAAUGUGCCUUCGAUAUAGUGACUCCCAGCAGAGGACAUCUCAUCACUGAUGCGGAAUUACUUGCGAUUGCAACGGACGUGAUGCGUGAGCUGGAUCUGCUCCAGGGCCGAAACGUGUUCUUUCGUCUCAAUCAUAUCGGCUUGUUGCGUGCGUUACUCAUUCACUGCAGCGUACCAGCCGACAAAUACAGGGAGCUGUUCGAGAUUGUGGCUGAGUUUUUGGAUGAAAAGAUCUCAAGAUUUCAGUUGUCGACGUUAAUUACGGCUCAAAUCGGUGGCGGAUCGUCUAAGGUGAAUGUUGGCUAUUUGUGCGAUGCACUACAGCUAGAGCUGUCCUCAGUGGAUCAACUUGGAGGCAGCAUCCUUCGGACCAUUAUUCGUGGGAAAGGCGAAGCGGCCAGCUUUGCAAAGGUUGCAGUUCGAGAGUUGGAAGCAGUAGUUACUUUAGCACAAAAUAUGGGCGUCCAGUGUCCUCUCAACAUAUGCCCCGGAUUGCCGGUAAAUUACGAGAAGGCAAAGAGUGGUGGAAUCGUAUGGCAACUGCUUGGAGAGUUGAAACAAAAGCGCAAAAAUCCUCUUACUACGAUCGCUGUGGGUGGCCGUUACGAUGGCAAGCUAGCUGAAUAUCAAAAAUCUGGUAUCAACAAUGGACUUCAAGUGCCAAAGGUGGAAUUGAGUGGGGCUGGUUUUUCGUUUCUGCUUGAUAAACUCGUAAACGCAAUUUCUCCAACGUCCGGUUACGAGCCACUCGAGGUGUUGAUCUGUGUUACCGGUUCUCGACCGCAGCUCAAAGAGGUGGCGCAAAUUCUUCGUCCGCUUUGGUCUAACGGAAUCAAGACAGGCGUGGUAGAAACUGUUGCCGGUGCAGUAGAUGAUCUCGGGAAGGAAGCAGGUGCCAACGUGGUCGUGCUGCUAGGAGAUGGUGGAGAACUCCGUGUGCGGUUUUGGAACAACGAUAGAUUUCAAGAACGUCAUGUUACCCGUCCCGAUUUGAUAGCGUACAUUAUGCGCACCUUCCGCAGAACGGACGUGACUAUGAGUGAAAUAUCUCAGGGUUUACAAAGUGCCACUCUCUGUGGUCCGUCAACAUCUGCUUCGUUUUUGUAUUCCACAACUUUUCUUACGGCCUCUUCCUCGGCGUCAACGAAACAAGGUUCGGUUGCCGCCUCGGCUGUAGCCAACCAGCAACAAACGAUCAACAGCUCGCCACCGCUAGAUCUUGUGUUUCUCACUAGUGAAAAAAUCAACACCAGUAAAAAGCGCCGCUACGAGCACCUGGUAGAACACAAGCUGUCGCCCGUGUUGUCUAAGUUUCAUCGCAAGGAAAAGGUUACUCUCAUCAUGGUGGACGUUCCGAGUUCACCGCUUCGCGGACUAGUCGGUCUUAUAGAUCCUCUCGAGUGUGGAUCGUUCGAGGACGAUGAUGUGCAAGCUGGCUCUACUACAGAUCGUGCGGAACUACAUAGUUUGUGCGAGCGUCAUCCUAAGUACAAGCGUCAGCUAACGGAAAUUUACUGCGAAAUUGUUGAUCAUUUUUCGCAAAGCAAGGGAACGACGCCGAUCGUCGGUGUAUACAGUGUUAUCGAUACGUUCUGUCGGUUGAUCUUAUGAACAUAAUCGAGCACCGCGUCUACGCGGUUUUUAAGAUGUGCUGUUUCU
Molecule: messenger RNA, 4968 nt
Organism: Anopheles nili
Lineage: Eukaryota; Metazoa; Arthropoda; Insecta; Diptera; Culicidae
Gene: Gcn2
Product: eIF-2-alpha kinase GCN2
Exons: 6
Coding region: 1-4920 (1639 amino acids)
Biological process (GO): regulation of translational initiation by eIF2 alpha phosphorylation; DNA damage checkpoint signaling
Cellular component (GO): cytosol
Molecular function (GO): protein binding; eukaryotic translation initiation factor 2alpha kinase activity; ATP binding
Source: RefSeq, a predicted model, not a curated record